AUGGCAAAGCUUGUGAUGCAUACGGCAGCAUAUGAAAAGGAGGAAGAGAAGCUCGAGACGUACCAUAAGCUUGCUUCAUCAUUGAAUGACGUGGCCCCUGCGGCAGUAGAAGUCAUCGCGCCAGCGCUCAAGCUCGCUAUCGCCACUCAUGAGCAACAGCACGAGAAGGUGCAGCAUGAUCAUUCCCGGUUAACACACGCCUGGAAAGAUGCGCUUGCGCUAUUUGUGGCCCGCGCGACGGAAACCGUCGAGACUGCAGCUGACAGCGCCGCGACGCGCUUGCGUAAUGAGACGGAUACGCAGAUGGAACGCAUCAAAGCCGAAGUAGCCGUGCAGCUGCGGAGGAUUGCGCGUACGACGCAGAGCGAACCGACGCUAAAUUCUCACGCAAGCAAGACAUCACAGUAUGACGAAGGUGGCUUACGAAAACGCAAAUACGAUGCCGAGCGCCAUUGGCAGGAGAGGCAGCACGAAAGUCCCGACGUCCGCCACGAACCGGCCAGCAAGCGACUGAAAUACGAGGAUUACGCGGGUUCGGCGGGACGCAGUCCACCUUGCCGACGCACCACCUGA
This is a messenger RNA of Peniophora sp. CBMAI 1063, 573 nucleotides long. NCBI's taxonomy places the organism in Eukaryota, Fungi, Basidiomycota, Agaricomycetes, Russulales, Peniophoraceae. The record is from the annotation of a GenBank genome assembly.